UUUUCCAUGCUUGGAGGUGUAUUUGGCCUCAGAGGAUAAUGCUGGCACAUGGGAAAGUUGAGUCAGGAGAUCCGCAUCGAGCUGUGGACAUAUAUAUCAGCAGGCAGACGCUAGAUGACAUGGCUAUUGGUUUUCUUUAUCUUCAUCCACUGUACACACUUGCAAGACAUCCCUGAGACCAGCACUGCUGUGCCUGAAAAUACUGUGAGCCAGAUCACCCCUCCUCCCAUUGUAAAACCUGCUGGAGGGACCUCGGCGGGAGGAGGGAGAAAUCUCUCCAAAGAUCCCAUUGCAUUAUUUGUCCCUAGUCAGUCAUUUGAGAGAGCAGGUUUUGCCCUUUGUGGAACAGGCCGCAGGGCCCAGCAGUGAACCUGGAGAAUCCUUGAAGAUCUACAAGAGAUCAGGGCCAUCUGUGCAGAGGUCUUUUGCCCAUGAACCAGUUCUAACACCGGGCAGCCUCCUGCCCAAUCAACAUCCAAGGACUCCCAGCAGAACUGGGGUUUCCACAGACAAGAUCACAUAAUCCCAAGCAAUCUCAUAUGUUUCUGGUGAAUCACUGUGGCACCAAGAGCUGGCUGGAAAAGAGGUGCUUCCUUUGCCCUGGCAUGCCUGCUCGUGCCACUAACCUGCCCAUUUCCCCUAUUGGGACACUGGAGCCUUGGAGCAAAGAAGUGGCUGACCCUCCCAGUCCGAGAGGGCAGUAGUCCUCUCCAUGUGUAUAUCUGUCAAGGACACUCAGGCGCUGCACUUGGGGAAACAAGUGCCUCACUGAGUCUAGUAGAAGAGAAGCAAAAUAAACUGUGGCAUCUUCAUGAGGAAUUAAGCAAAUGGACAGAUUCUGCUCUCUCACGUUGGCCAGAUGCAGCGGGGCAUGGAAUGAACAAUAAGAGGUUAAAUUGAUGGAUGACCAACAAGAUAAGGAUUGUGCCUCAGAAGACCAUGAAACUAUCCUGAUUAAUGGGGUGAAAGAAAAUGAAUCACAUGACCCAGACAGUGAUGAGAAGCCUUGCACUGCUGCAGAUGCUGUGGUUACAUUUUCAGCCUUGACAAUAGCUCAGAAGGAAAAUCAAGUGUGUCACCGAGUGCUGCCUCCUCUGACUUCAAAGAAGCCCUGUUUGUUGAGCCCUCCUUCUCCUCUGAGACUCACUGAUGUACCUGAGCACACUUCAGAUGACUCGUCCGCACAUGCUAUUUCUCUUACAUCUUGUGUUACAAAAGGCAUGAGCUCCUGGUCUCUGCCAGGCGAUUGUGAGAAGGCUCCAUUCACAAUUAUGGAGCCCGGAGGCAUGUCAGCUCUGACUGGUGACUGCUUGAUGCAGCCAAGCCGGACCUGUCUAGGCUGUUUUAUUGAAUCAAAGGACGGCAUUGAUGCAGAGCCGGGAAUAAGCUUGAAAGUGGGUGAUAUAAAUAGGGAUUAUGACACCUGUUCAGUCUCUGAUAUAGGGAUUCACUGCAUGAGCACAGGAGAAACCAUGAGAUAUGGGGAUCAACUGCUUUCAGACCAGCUUUUAAGCUUCCCUAUGCAUAAAUCGAGGGCAGCAGACAAAAGAGAUGCAGAGAAAUCUGACAGUGAUUCAGAGGACCCCACUCAGAAAAAUUAUUACGAGGGAUUACUAUCAGACAAAUGCAAUGGUGAGGAACCUUUGCUAACAAAUCCCAACCAGGAGUGGGGCUAUUUCGAAUCUUUCAUUAGUGAAAGUAAAAUAGAGCUGCUUGACCUUUGCUCCAAAAAUGAGCUUUCUGUAAACCUGUUUUCUGAGGAAGACGUGGAUAAUUACAUGUUUGAUGAUGAUGAUUCAACCUUGGGAAGUGACGUCUGCUCCUUAAAGAUUAGAUAUGAAUCUUUCCAAGACAACGUGAGGGAGAAGACCAACGCCCUGCAAGAGGAUGCCCAGUUCAACUUCUUUCCCAGCGUGUUUGGCAACUGCACUAAAAGGGACAGCAAGAGCAUCCUGAAGAGGGGGGCUGGUGGUGGUGCUGACCCUUCCCAAUUCAAAUCUGAAGAGGGCAUCAUUUGGGGGGAGGAAGAGGAGGAUGGAGAGGAGGAGGUUGGGGAGGAAGGGGAGAAAGCUGCCUUAAAUAAAACUUGCAACAGUACAGAGGUGGUGCAGUAUAUAGGCUCUAAAAGGAGCCACUUCUUGGACUCUGUGAAUUCCACAGAGGACUCUGGGGAGUUCAGCGAUGACAGCACCUGCACGGAGUCCUCGGAUGAUGUGCUGCAUGAUAUAAAGGACUGUAGCAGGUAUCUGUCCAGGGAACAUUCCAAUUCCUUCAUCCAGCAGAACUAUGGGCUGCGGGCAAAGAGGAAAGUGCGAUACAGCGACGAUUAUUUGUACGAUGUGGAUUCCAUUGAGAGUGAGAAGGUUCUGGAUAAGAAAGAGUGGCUCCCGGAUGGACCCAAAGAGGAAGAUGACGAUGAAUGGUGCCCAAAGAAAAGGCGAAAAGUCUCUCGCAAGGAGCCUCCGGUUAUCAUCAAGUACAUCAUCAUUAACAGAUUUAAAGGGGAGAAGCAUAUGCUGGUAAAGCUCAGUAAAGUCGAUGCCAAUGAGACAACUGUUACCCUAAGUGAGGAACUGCUCAGCAAGUAUGAAAAACUGGCCCCACUGAAGGGCUUCUGGCAAGAGAGGCAGCAGAGCCGGAUGGAUUAUCUUAGGUCGUCUCUCUAUCACAAACAGAAUUUCUAUCUUAAUGGCUCGGAUGUCUCAUUCCUCCCUCACCCGAGAAAGCGAAAAUGCAAACUAGCAAACAGGCACAGGAUUCAAAGAAUUAAAGCCAUUGAGCAAUCAGUGAACAAACUGGGUUCCUGCUCCUCUGAUCAGAAGCAGCCUUGCAGCAGUAAAGAGGAUGCAGGCCUGAAAGGGAUGCAGACAUUAGCCAUUGCUACCCCCAGCUGUGCAAACGGAUUACAUUUAAAUGACAUCUCAGGCAUUGCCUCAGUGAAGUACAAAUCACAGGAAAGGGAAUAUAAGGGGACAGAGAGGAAAGUGCUACGCCGAAUCAAAUUCAAAAGUGAAGCCCGGUUGAAAUGCAAGAAAAUCAAAGCUGCCACAAAUACGGGAGAAUUCUCCCCUGCUUUGGAAAAUCAGGACACAGCAGCUAGUUUGAAGGAUGAAAAUAUUCCUUGUGCUUCAGACAGCUCCCAUAUUUCUGAGUGCCAUGAGGAUAAGGUUGCUAAAAAUUCUACUUUCCUGCCAGCCACCUGCUCUCCAGACAAGCCUCUACCACCCGCUAAUAUCACCACCAAUGUACCCCUGAUUCCCGGUGGGUAUCUGCAGACAUUGUUAGAUGCUUCUGAUUUGUCCAGUAACACUGGUAUCUCAUACUUCACCCAGCAUCCCGCUGAACAGCAGCAUUCCCUGCCUAGCAUUGUUCAGGCAGAAAAGCAGUUCUCUGCUCUGCAGACAGCCCAGAGUUGUGUGCUGUCCCCGCCUUCUGAAUCUGAACUGCAGCAGUCACCUGGCCAUUUAGAAAUUGAGCAGAGCAACUUCAAUAGCAUGUGGCCAGCAAACAAGGCUGCCAGCAGCAACCAUCAGGAAUUUGCAAGUGACAUGAGGGAGGCUUCUGCAUUAUCAAAUGAAUUUGGUGGCUCAGCAGGAGCAGACAACCUCCCAGCCUCUGGAUACAGUCAAGUAAAUCUGAAUAGCAGCAAAUUGCUAUACCAAAAAAAAUAUGUGCCGGAUAACCAACAAAUGCAGUCUGAUGAUUCUUAUCAGUCAUGUCAUUUUAAUAAUGGAGAGGGGCGCUUUCAUUUCCAACGAGGUACACUAAGUACAGAUGAUGGCAGACUCAUUAGUUUUGAUUCAGUGGGCUCAUUGUCAGUUAGUUCGAGCAAUUACAGUUCUUUAAGUCUAAAGUCUUGUGAAAAGGACGGCGAAGAUGAUAUUAAUGAUGAUUUCUUGGCCCAUUGCAGUCCCAAGAUAGUGAUCCAACAAAGCAUAGAUGAAAUAACCCCUUUGAAAGAGUCUACGGACCUUUUAGACAUCUCCAACUUCACACCUGAUAAGUUCCGUCAGUCAUCGCUUUCGGAAAUGUCUCCUCCUGACACCCCCAACCUUUCCCCUCAGAUAACCGUGUCAGAUACCAAAUCGCUAGGCAAUCUGAAAGGUUUUCAGGAGACCACUCAGACUGUGCUAAGCAAUACUGAUAAGGUCAAGUGGAACUGUGGGGUUCUCCAGACCCAAGAUCAGGCAGAUAAUGGCUUUACUUUAAAUAAUCAUCAGUUUCAGUUCCAUAUGUUCAAUGAUGAAGAUUCUGUUAGCCUCCUUGAAAAAAGUCCAUGCUUGUCAACAUUUAAUGAGCCAUCUGGUCAAAUUAGCGCCAAUAGCAAAGUGUCAAAAUCUAAGAGGAAAAGUGCAUCCAGCAAGAAUGUAGGUACAAACCAAAGUUCUCCCCAGAAAAACACUAGGAAAAAAUCUCCUAAAACUAACAAAGGAACUGAUAAACCACAAAAUAAGAAUUCCAGGCAGACUCCCAAGUCAACAAGGAAAGGGAAAAAUGCAGCUGGAGUCAAUGGUGAAAAGGCUCAAGCAGUUGGCAGCAGGACCGUCAAUCAGUUAAAUAAUACAGCCUCAACAACAAAGGCACUAGCUGAAUGCAUUCAGCACCGCAGCCCAACCUCUGUAAAGAUAGGGAAACAUAAUGGACUAUCUGGUGAAUGGUCACUAAGAAAAGACAAUAGCACAGGCUGGUCCGAAACUAGUAUAGCAAACACGAACAACCUCCUUGAUGAUGAUCAAAGGGAAUUUGAGGAACCUUCCAAUAUUUUAUCUAACAUUGCAUCUGGAAUGGCAGAUGUUCAGAGAUUUAUGAUGGCCUCAAUUGAACCCUUGUGGGGGCCUGUAGGCCAUAACAGCGUCCCAGAUAUAUUCCGGUCACCUGAAUCUAACAGCCUGAAAUUGAAAACUCUUAAAAUUUUGGCAGGGACAUCACAAGAGUCCAAGAAAAAGGGAAAUGGUAAUUCCCCGGGAACUGCGAAGAAUCACAAGUCAAGCAACAAGGGCUCAAGCAAAAAUAAUGGCAAAGCCACAACUUGUGAUCCCAGUCACCCCAACUGUUCAACUGGGUACAAUAUAGACAUUCACUCUCCCUUUUUUGAUAAAAGCUAUAGUAACCUGAGCACUUUAGGCAAUAAUGGACCUACCCAUAAAAAGCUGUACCGUCAUAAAUCAAGUUCUAAGUCACUGAGGGAUGAGAACUGUAAAGUAAAGCGAACAGACCGUGAACAGACCCAUAAGGACCCAUCUGUGACAGCUUCUUUUGAAAAACUGAGGGAAUCAGACUACAUUCUUCUUAAAGCAGAAACAACAUUUUUGGUUUUACCUGUGUUUGAAGAAGAGACUCCUUUUUCUAGAAAGACAUUUGAUGUUUGGUUUUUUUGGUUUUUGUUUGUUUCUUUCAAAAUAUGCCUUGUGGUAUGUUGAAAUGUAAGUGCUGAAAUGAAGAGUUUGAAAUUGUGGGAAUUUAUUCUUUGAAAGCAAACCUAAUCUGGUAUUCUCUGUGAAAGACUUUUAAAAGUCAUACUGUUGUACAGUAGUUUAUGCACUAUUACCCACAACAACAACAAAAAUUGUGCCAAACUAUGAACAAGUGACUGUAUUGUACAUAUUUUUACUUCUCUAUCAACAUUGGGUUGUGAGUGUUUUCUGGAACUAUGCCUUUUGAUUUACUACAAACAUUCCAGUGAUUAUGUAUUAACCACCCCCUUUGAAAGCACCUGUAACUCACAGUGAAAAUGAUGUUGUUCACUUAUACAACUUACCAAAAGUUUUAUGGACAUAACUAAAAGUGUGCCAAAUUUACUUACCUCAUUUCAUGGAUUUGCCCUGUGGUUUAAAGCUCACAAAAAAAAAAAAAAGAACUUUAAAA
Molecule: messenger RNA, 5865 nt
Organism: Gopherus evgoodei (Goodes thornscrub tortoise)
Lineage: Eukaryota; Metazoa; Chordata; Testudines; Testudinidae
Gene: NEXMIF
Product: neurite extension and migration factor
Exons: 4
Coding region: 900-5420 (1506 amino acids)
Biological process (GO): negative regulation of cell-matrix adhesion; negative regulation of cell adhesion mediated by integrin; negative regulation of neuron migration
Cellular component (GO): nucleus
Source: RefSeq, a predicted model, not a curated record